Molecule: messenger RNA, 7510 nt
Organism: Chrysemys picta bellii (western painted turtle)
Lineage: Eukaryota; Metazoa; Chordata; Testudines; Emydidae
Gene: KLF12
Product: KLF transcription factor 12
Biological process (GO): regulation of transcription by RNA polymerase II
Molecular function (GO): RNA polymerase II cis-regulatory region sequence-specific DNA binding; DNA-binding transcription factor activity, RNA polymerase II-specific
Source: RefSeq, a predicted model, not a curated record
CCUAAAGGACACAUACGUGAUUCCGUGGUGUUAGUGAGCAAUUUUGCAUCAUCACAGAGCUGGCUUGUGCUUUUCUUGUUCAGUAUGAUAACAUUUUCCAUCAUCAGAAAUGUUUCAUCUUCAAAUAUUUACUGUUGUUUGUAUUACCAUACUGCCUAGCAGCCUCAGUCAUGAACCAAGACCCCAUUGCGCUGGGCCCUGUACAAACACAGAAGAAAAAGACCGUUCCUACCCUAGAGAGUUUAUAAACUAAGAUGACACCAUGGAUGGAUGCAGAUAAAUGGAGUACCAGGAAACAAAGGGAACAAUAUCAGUCAUUAUGAUAGGUUGUGAUCUCAGCUGCCUAGCUGUUAAGUUUUUUUGUAGGAAUCAAAGAACAGCAGAAUUCCAAUGAGAGUUUUGAAAGAGAAUAAUGAGGUAGCUUUGCAGAGGCUUAUGGGGCAGUCUUCCCAAGCAUGAGGGCAGCAUGGGAGAAAGCACAAAGGUGAUUGUUUGAAAAUGUAACAAAUGGGUGAUGGAGGCUCUCAUCAUGGGCCUAUGGGACGCAGAGGUUGACACCUUACUAGCGAAUAAGAUGAUAGGGAGGGUGGGAAUAGGCCAUGAAGGAAAGGCCUUGAAAGUAAAGACAAGUAUCUUUUAUGUUUAACAAGACAGAAAAGGAGGAGCCAGUGGAGGGAUGCAAAGAGAGGUGUGAGAUGACUGAGAUCAGAUGGGACAUCAUCAGUGUUGAUGAACUGGAAGUUAUGGAAAGGCCAAGUGACAGGGUGUGGGGAGGAGGGUUGAUGGGCGAUGCUGAAAGAGCCCAGAUGAUGGCCGAGAGUGGAACUCAGUAAGAAGGGAUCAGAGAGCAGUGCUUGGUGAAGCUCAAGUCAAAUGAAUGGUCCUUUUUGGUGACUGGGAGAGUUGAACCAGGCCUGCAGGUUAAAGAAGGAGUUGAGAGUGAGGGGUUGGAGGAUGACUGUGGGAGAUUGAGGAGAGAGAGAAAGACAGGAGUCAAAAUCAGAGAGGAAGCCGGAUGGGAAGGAGUUGGGUGGAUGGUAGAUGACAGGAGUUGAGAGCUGGUGAGAAGUGUAAAAGGUGACAAGGAGGGGGAAAUGGAGCCAGUGAGGGGGAAGAAAGAGCACAGGUGUUAGGAUACAGACAGAGGGUGUGGGAAGAGCCAUGGGGGAGUGGCAGAUGGACAAGAUUUGGUGGGGCGCAUUUGAAAAAUGCUGUGAAGGUAAGUGUGGAGACACCAGGAUAGGAAAGGCUCCCUGGUGCUUGUAGCAGCUCCCCAGGUCAGGAAGCCACAUUGGGUUGUCCCAGAGAGGGGAGGAAAGUGGCCGGGCUGCACCACUGGGAGGAUCUGGGCAGGACUCGGGGUAGAGGGAGACACAAGGUCAGGAGCUGCAGUUGAACAACAAAUAUACAUCCCAUAAUUGGUGAGAAGGAAAAGACCAGGUAUCUACAAAAGCAUUGAACUUUGCCACGUAGAAACUUGAUCCAAGGAUAUAGUCUCCUUGGCUCAGCAUUAAAAUAUUUUGUACAUUUAAACAACUUAAACUAGCGCACAACCUAUGAAUUCUAUCUUCUACUCGUGUCUGGAGCACUUCAUUAAUAGUUCUUAUAUUUGGGUACUGAUGGAGCAUUUUGAAGGAAGAAAUAUGUAGAAUUUAAAAAAAAACAAACCUAAAUGAAUUUGGACAGUUAAUAAUGCAGUUACACUGUGUCUAAAGCAUCUCUGAUUAUACUGCAACAAAUACCUGGUAUUGGUGCAUUGAUAGGCCAAGUUUUGAAAAAAAAGGAGACUAGCGCUCUAGGAGCACAGUUGUGAGGCUUCAUUUGUGUGUAUAACUGCUUUGAAUAGGGUGCACGUUUAGAUGGCUAAAUACGUAUUUGCAUGUGUAAAUGCAUGAUUUGCAUGUGCUAUUGCACUAACUGAACGAGGAAAUAUAAUACAGUUUUGAAUGCCUCCCGUAUUGAAAUGUUGGUUAUUUAGUGCUAAAUUUUAUCAAACUGAUCUGUGUGAUAUUAAAGAAAAAUAUGUAACUUGAUUUAGGGAUUUUUUUAUGCAGUAAGAGCUCAUGGCCCUUUUUAAAGGCCAAAAAAAAAAAGACAGGUUCCUGCCCUGAGGAACUUACCAUUUAAAUCAGACAGACUACAGUGAAGUAUGAUAGUUAACAAAAGAUCCCAGAGAUGGUAUGGCAGAAUAAGUGGUAUGAUGGUGAAAGAUGAGAUGUGCUCAUUAUGCAUGCAUCUUGCUGGAACGUGGUGUGGAACGUGCCUAGAAGUCCAUGCAAGAGGAGGGGGUAACACGAUUGGGGCUGGAGGAAAGGAAGAUGACUUCAGUCGCAACAUGUUGGAUAGACAUGAGCAAUGCAAGUGAGAACAGGAGAGGCCAGAGAGGAAGUGGUUGCAGUAGCCAAGAUGAUAUGAUCAAGGCAUGGAGUGAGGCUUUGAUGGUGGGGAUGACUAGAAAGGGGCAGAUUUUUGGAGGUACAGUAUUAUAAAGGAAGAACCAACAGGAUUUAAUAACAGUAUAGAUGCUGGGGCAGAAAAAGAUGAUAGAAAAGACUGAGAUGUCCCCAGGUUGGGAGGGUGGUGGAAUAAUUGAUAGUGAUAGAGAAGGAAGACUUCAGGGGAAGUGAACAGAUAAGAAAUUAAUUUUCACCAUGUUAUGCAUGAGUUGGCAGCUGGCCAUGAAGGAAGAGAUGUUGGGUAUUCAGUUGCCAAUAUAGGACUGAACAGGGGUUCCUAGUGAUCUUAUUAAGGUACCCAGAACUUGUAUUUACAAUUAUUGGUUUGUUUCUGAGAUUGUAAACUCUUCAGGGCAGGGACUGAGUUUUCUUUUGAGUUUGUACAAUCUCUGCUACAAUGGGUCCUCAAUCCCAAUGGUGCUUUUGAAUGCAAUUUAAAUUAAUAAUUAAUAGAGAUGGUUCUUUCUUCACAUUGUCCUUCCUUGGCUUUUGUUGCCCUUCUCAUUUGAUUCUCCUUCUUCUAACUGUUUUUUCCUUUCAAAAUGCAGCUGCUAAAAUUACCUUCCUUGCAUGUUGAUUAGACCAUGUCAUUCCAAGUUGCCCUCUGUAUCAAGUUAAAAUUUCCCACCCAGGCCUUCAAGGCCCUGCACAAACCUACCUCUGUCUCCUUCUUGGAUCUGGUUUCUUUCUGCUGCCCUCUCACCUCUUCAUUCUUUUAGCAACAUCAGCUCACUGCUUGCUUCAACUUUUCUCCUAUUCCUGUCUUUGUACCUUUCUCCAUGUUCUUUAUGCAUAGAAAAAUCUCCCAGUCCCAAUGAAUCAGGCCCCCCUGGGUCCAUAAGCACUAAUCUGUGUCACCCUCACCAAAACUCUAUAUUAUACAAGAGGAGAUUUUUUUUCCUCUUGUUUUUUCAGUGUGUCUCACCUCUGUGACUUCCUGUAGAGUGUAGACUACUCUGGGCAGGGACUGUCCUGUAUAGCACCCCCUGCAUAAGGGUGCUUAUGAAAUAGUAAAAACAACACAAUAAGAACAGAAGAGGAUGGGUUGGGUGCUGAAGGAAAAAGACAGAUCUCCAAGGGAAAGUGAGGGGAUUUGGGAGACGAAGGGAGGACGAUUCACUGAGGGAAAUGGUGAAAGAACAAUUCAAAAGGCAGGAGAACCAAUCAAGUGCAAGGAGGAGGGAGUGGUUGACUCUGCCAAAGGCAGAAGAUGGAGUAAGGAGUCUGAGGAGUGAAAAGAGGCCCUUGGACUUGGCUGGAAGCAGAUCAGUAAUGACCUUUAGUCAGAGUGGUCUCAGUAGAGUAGAGUGGAGUGGGCUGAAGCCAGAUUGCAGAGGAUCCAGGGGAGAGCAAGUUAGAGAAGAGAACACUGAGGAAGCAGGCAUAGCCAGCACACUCAGCGCUUGGAUGUAAAGGCGAGGAGGAAGAUGGGACGGUAGCAGGAGAGGCAAAAGCCAUCAAGGAUUGAAGUGGAUCGAGGAACGAAUGGAUGACUAAGUAUUCAUAUGAAGAGGAAAGCCAUAAAAAAGAGGAGAGGAACCUGUGCGUAAGGCAAAACCUGAAAGAGGAGCAAGUGCAAGACAUCAACGCCUUUGAGAACAGAAUGUUAAUGCUUGAUGGGAUGCCGGCAGUCAGAGUCAAAACAGAACUGUUGGAAUCUGAACAAGGAUCUCCAAACGUCCACAACUAUCCAGACAUGGAAGCUGUACCCUUGUUGUUAAAUAACAUGAAGGCAGAUCCCCCAGAGGAUUCAUUAUCUACAGACCAUUUCCAAACACAAACGGAACCAGUGGACUUGUCAAUAAACAAAGCCAGGUCAUCCCCUAUAGCAGCCUCAUCUUCACCGGUUUCCAUGACAGCAUCAGCCUCCUCUCCUUCUUCUACUUCAACUUCUUCUUCUUCUAGUCGGCCAGCUUCCUCCCCUACGGUAAUAACAUCAGUAUCUUCAGCGGCAUCUGUGCCAUCAGUAUUAACUCCAGGCCCUCUUGUGGCCUCUGCAUCUGGUGUUGGAGGCCAGCAGUUUUUGCACAUAAUCCAUCCAGUACCACCUUCAAGCCCCAUGAACUUACAGUCCAACAAAGUGAGUCAUGUGCACCGCAUUCCAGUGGUAGUGCAGUCGGUACCUGUAGUCUACACAGCUGUGAGAUCACCUGGAAAUAUGAACAACACUAUAGUAGUACCGCUGUUGGAGGAUGGGAGAAGCCAUGUUAAAGCACAAAUGGACCCCCGAGGCAUAUCUCCCAGACAAAUUAAAAGUGACAGUGAUGAUGAUGACCUGCCAAAUGUGACCUUAGAUAGUGUUAAUGAAACUGGAUCCACGGCCCUCUCCAUAGCCAGAGCUGUACAAGAAGAGAGCAUGUGGGGCUGUGCCAGGUCAGCUGUUAACACUUUUCGUUUUUUCAACUCCAGGAUUGUACAUUUCACUUAUGCUCAGAAUCAUCAGAGUUCAAUUUCACCAUUCAGUAUUGAGAGCACAAGGCGCCAGAGAAGGUCUGAGUCCCCAGACUCCAGGAAGCGGCGCAUCCAUAGGUGUGAUUUUGAAGGAUGCAACAAAGUAUACACAAAAAGUUCUCAUCUGAAGGCUCACCGGCGGACACACACAGGAGAAAAACCAUACAAAUGUACCUGGGAAGGGUGCACCUGGAAGUUUGCUCGCUCAGAUGAACUGACAAGGCACUAUCGCAAGCACACAGGAGUGAAGCCAUUCAAGUGUGCAGACUGUGACCGCAGCUUUUCCCGUUCAGAUCACUUGGCACUGCACCGCCGUAGGCACAUGCUGGUGUGAGAAACGCUACUUGUUAAGUAGAGUAUAAGAGCUGGGUCUCUUAACUACGUGCAUUCAGCAGGGCUGAAUCCUCUUCUACAGUGUUAACACAAAGGACAUUCCAUGAUGUCCAUAACAAAAAAGCAGGAAAAGAAGUGCCACUCUUCUCCUUUCCAUCUGAAGUUAAAGCCCCCCAGCAUGGCAACCCCCCAAAAUGUCAUCAUGUUCACCUGGGAGAUAGCAACCUAAAUGCUACAAAAAUGGGCAUUAUUUUCCAUACUGUGUCCUUUAUCAACAUUUAUGGCCGGUACAUUUUCUCAGCUGUUGGACAUUUUAUUCUUGAGAAUUAUUGCUAUUUUGAUGAUCAGAUAACACAAACCAAUGAAAAAAACAAGACCUCUAGACCUUUAGUAUUCCAUUGUCUCCCCCUUUUUUGAGUAUCGUCUAAUCAGUAUAUAAAAUAUACCUGAUCUGUGCUACAAACAAGCUGCAUGAAAGUCAGUGAGAAGAUUUUGCUGGAGAAGUUCCACUGUCUGAAGUGUAGUGGCACUUAAGCAAACUUUUACAAUAAUGAUGGUGGCGUUUUACUAUUUCACCACAGUUUGUCAUUAUGACCUAAAGGACACCAAACAUGUAACCUUUUCUUUUUCUUAGAUUUUUUUUUGUUGAAGUCUGUAAAACAAAAUGGGGUAGCAGCAUUUCAGCUGAAGUACAGUAUAAGCAUCUGUGCUCUGCUGUGGAUUUGUUUAGAACAGUUUGUAUAGAAAGACCCCAUCUACAAGCUACUGCCCUGUUUUCAAAGUGCAGUUUUUUGUCACCCAGGCAUCCUCCCCGUCUACAUACAUGUAUUUGAUUACAAGGAAACAGUGAAACAUAUCUUAUAUCCACUUGCACCAAGAUUAGUGGCGUGGCCAUCCAUAAAAUGGAAUUGAAUGUACCACUGCUAGUGAGGAAAAGCAGAAAAGAAACAGCUGCAUCUCAAACAGGUGAAAGCAAUAAUGAAUGAAAUGGCUUUCAAGACAAAAAACAUAAUGAGGACUUGCAAAACCCAAUCUUUGUACCAACUAAGGUGGCCAUAAAGAACUAGCACAUUGGAUUUUUUGUGUUAUGUUGACAGCUUACGCUAUUCUUUCUGAUAUGUGUUGGCCUGCUAAGUACCACAGUUAUUUUCAUUCCCAUCAAAUAUAAUAGUUAUUUUGUGGCUGGAAAGAUGAGAUAGGUGAGGGGGUUGGGAAACCCCCAUGUUAAUGGGUUAAUAGAGUAGAAAAGAUGUUCUCUGAAAGAGAUGAUCCACAGGGUGCUAGUUUCCUCACUUGGAAGUACAGGAUAAGGAGACAUUAGUCAACCCUCCAGUAUGCUAUAAAUAACCCUUCACAUAGGAUCCAGAGGUUGCCGCUGCAGGCAUCUUCCACCCAAACCUCCUUAGUUUACAUGAAUGCAAAUUGUUUAUCCUUCCCAUGCAGCCCCAUAAUUGUGAACCAAUUUGUAUUAAUUAAAUUGUAUGGUAAAGAGAGGAGAAACUCUUAGCAAGCAAUUGUUCUUUAAAACAGAACAGGGUUUUUUUUCUUCUUCGUGAGGAUCUGUUAUUCAGCUCAAAGUGACAAAGAGCCUUGGUGAAAUGUUGUGUUUGUUGAGAUGUUUAUAGUUCGGAGAUAAAAAGUAAACACAUAACAUCUUCUGCAGUACGUUUAAUUAUGAACACUUGGUUCCAGGAACUGCACAAAUUAAAUUCAUGAUGCCACUUGAUGCCAUGAUGUUUGACCAGUCUGAAUUAACUUCUGAUUCCUGAAAUAACAAUUAUUAUGUUAUAGGGCUUCUUAAAUCAAAACAAUCUUUAGAAAAAUUCAACCAGCAGCUGAGGAAGGCAUAACUAAACACUAAAACAAGUGCAAAUAAUUGAAGAAUAACGUUAAAGGGACACUACUGUAUAAAGAUUGGCAGGCCCAAAGUUUGAUCAUCCCUAAAUACAUUUGUAAAUGUUCUCCUGAUACUGAACAAUUGAUCAGCUCUCCAAAUAAUGGCAUCAAAAGGGUUCAACUCCUGCUCCCCAACUAAAAGAGCAGCACCAAAAAAAAAGUCUUUGUUGUCACUGCAUGAGCUUGCCUCUUCCACUUAUCGUUUCCUGUCCUAUUCUCAUGAUCAGGUAGGUUAUCCAAAUCCAAAAGAAACAUUUCGAUAUCUAGUAUCAGAGGGGUAGCCAUGUUAGUCUGAAUCUGUAAAAUCUGUAAAAAGCAACAGAGGGUCCUGUGGCACCUUUAAGACUAACCGAAGUAUUGGGAGCAUAAGCUUU